AUGUCACCAGGAAGUGUCGUAGUCACUGGAGCCAACAGAGGAAUCGGCCUUGGACUAGUCCAACAACUGAUUAAGGAUAAGAACAUUCGUCAUAUUAUUGCUACUGCCAGAGAUGUUGAGAAGGCUACAGAAUUGAACGCCAUCAAAGAUUCACGUCUUCAUGUUCUUCCAUUGGCAGUUACGUGUGACAAAUCGAUUGAUACUUUUGUUUCAAAAGUUUCUGAAAUUGUUGGAUCAGAUGGAUUGAACCUCCUUGUGAACAAUGCUGGAAUUGCAGUCAAGUAUGGGAGCAAAUCGGAACCAAAUCGUGCUAAGAUUGCUGAACAACUUGAUGUCAACACCACCAGCGUCGUCCUCAUCAGCCAGAAGUUCCUUCCACUUCUUAAAACAGCUUCAUCAAAAGUAUCUGGUGAUCAACUUUCGGUUUCUCGUGCUGCAGUUGUUACCAUCUCUUCUGGCCUCGGAUCGAUUGCUGAGAAUACAACUGGAUCUGGAAUGUUCGAGGGUUUGGCCUACAGAAUGAGCAAGGCUGCAGUCAAUAUGUUCGCCAAAACAUUUUCCAUUGAUAUGAAAGAUGAGCACAUUCUGGCUGUCAACUUCUGUCCAGGAUGGGUUCAAACUGAUAUGGGAGGCAAACAAGCUGCAUUGACGGUUGAGCAAUCCACGUCAGAGUUGGUGUGCAGUUUCAACCAACUGAAUAAUUCACACAACGGAGGAUACUUCCAUAGAAAUCUCACUCCUUUCCAAUUCUAA
This is a messenger RNA of Caenorhabditis briggsae, 753 nucleotides long. NCBI's taxonomy places the organism in Eukaryota, Metazoa, Nematoda, Chromadorea, Rhabditida, Rhabditidae. Bases 1 to 753 code for a protein of 250 amino acids. The transcript is spliced from 4 exons. The record is from RefSeq and is a predicted model, not a curated record.